Epinephelus moara (kelp grouper) is the source of this 5228-nucleotide messenger RNA. RefSeq names its product POU class 6 homeobox 2 (gene pou6f2). Lineage: Eukaryota; Metazoa; Chordata; Actinopteri; Perciformes; Serranidae. The record is from RefSeq and is a predicted model, not a curated record. Gene Ontology annotation, molecular function: DNA-binding transcription factor activity, RNA polymerase II-specific; RNA polymerase II cis-regulatory region sequence-specific DNA binding. Bases 274 to 2274 code for a protein of 666 amino acids. The transcript is spliced from 10 exons. Gene Ontology annotation, biological process: regulation of transcription by RNA polymerase II.
AGAGAGAGAGAGAGAGAGAGAGAGAGAGGGAGGAGGUGACAUCUCCAGUGCCUGUCUUAGGAAGCAACCUCAGGCUUGAACCUGUGGUGGCCAUUCAGAUACACGAAGGUUGAGGAGGCUGCUUCUGGUUCAGUAGAAACAUGUACUAGCUGGUCUCUGCGCUGUGGUGGCAUGUUUUAGCUGCUGUUUCACUGACUUUAACAUUUGGACUUCCUGAAAACUCUUUUUUUACCCGUUUCUUCUGGAGCUUUGUUUAGCUCCCUCCAGGAUCCGAUGAUUACAGGGCAGCUGAGCAAGCCGCUGCUCUCCCUGCGCAGCGACAUGAGCGCGGCAGAACUCCGGGCGGACGACAAAGCGGCCACCCCAGACAGCGAUCUGAACGACGAGCCCCUGCUCCUGCCCUCCGAGGCCACGGACAGAGAGGGCACUCCCAACAAGCUGUACGGAGCUCGUGACGGUUCGGUCCAGUCUGACACCAGCAGCAGUCCUUCUGAGCAGAGUCAACUGGGCCAGUCCCACCCAGGAUACCCAAUGGGUCCACAGUCUCUCUUGGUGGCCCAGCAAUUGGCCAACGCAGUAGGCGGCGUGAUGUCCGGGGCGGCACCAGGCAUGAACCAGCCCAUCCUCAUCCCCUUCAACGCAGGCGGACACCUGGGCGGGCAACAGGGUCUCGUUCUCUCUCUGCCCACUGCCAACAUCCAGAGCCUGGUGGCUGCUGCUGCUGCAGGGGGCAUCAUGACGCUCCCCCUCCAGAACCUGCAAGCUACCUCAUCACUGAACUCCCAGCUCCAACACCUGCAGCAGCUCCAACAGAUGCAGCAGCACCACCAGCAGCAACAGCAGCAGCAACAACAGCAGCAGCAUCAGCAGCAACAGCAGCAACAUCAUCACCAACAGACCCUUUCCCACACCCAGAACCAGCUGUCAUCCCAGCAUCACAUGACCCCACCCAGCCAGCAGCAGACCUCCGUUCCAUCUCCAGGCUCCACCUGCUCCUCCACCUCUGGACAACCGCAGCACUCCCCACCGCAUCGGCCCAACCAGUCACCGGCCCGCAGCCUUCCUUCACCCGUCACCCCACCCAUGCCUUUGUCGCUGAAUCCAUUGGCCAGCCAGGCGGCGGUAGCAGCGGCAGCAGCCAUGGGAUCCAUUGCCGGUUCUCAGGUGUUCAGCAACGCCCUGUCAAACCUGCAAGGAGCCACUGGACAGCUGGUCACCAAUGCACAAGGACAAAUAAUUGGAACAAUCCCACUGAUGCCCAACUCUGCAGGGCCCUCCAGCCAAUCAGGGGGUGGCAACCCAGCACUGCAGGUACAGCCAAUUACACCUCAGCUUCUGACCAACGCUCAAGGCCAGAUCAUCGCCACGGUGAUCGGCAAUCAGAUCCUGCCUGUCAUCAACACCCAGGGAAUCACGCUGUCACCAAUCAAGCCUGGACAGCAGCUGCCUCAGGCUCAGCAGGGUCAGACAGGCCCCGCAUCGUCUCAGCCCAACCUGCUCCACAUGCCCCACAGACAGAGUCCUCUCCACCAGGCCUCUUCCUCCUCCUCCACCUCCUCCUCUUCCUCGGCUCUCAGCGUGGGGCAGCUGGUCAGCAACCCGCAGACCGCCCCCAGCGAGGUGGACGGGGUCAACCUGGAGGAGAUUCGUGAAUUCGCCAAAGCAUUCAAGAUCCGCCGGCUGUCCCUGGGCCUGACACAGACUCAGGUGGGCCAGGCGCUCAGUGCCGCCGAGGGGCCGGCAUACAGCCAGUCUGCCAUCUGCAGACACACCAUCCUGAGAAGCCACUUUUUCCUACCACAGGAAGCCCAAGAGAACACUAUAGGUAGCAGUCUGACAGGCAAACUGAACCCUGGCCUUUUAUAUCCUGCCAGGUUUGAGAAGUUGGACAUCACCCCUAAAAGCGCCCAGAAGAUUAAGCCCGUUCUGGAGCGCUGGAUGGCCGAGGCUGAGGCCCGCCACCGAUCCGGCAUGCAGAACCUGACUGAGUUUAUCGGCAGCGAGCCCUCCAAAAAACGCAAGCGGAGGACCUCUUUCACCCCACAGGCGCUUGAGAUCCUCAACAGCCACUUUGAGAAGAACACACACCCCUCCGGACAGGAAAUGACGGAAAUCGCAGAGAAACUGAACUAUGACAGGGAGGUGGUGCGUGUCUGGUUCUGCAACAAGAGGCAAGCCUUGAAAAACACAAUAAAGCGUUUGAAACAGCCAGACCUUGGCCCGGCUGCACCAAUGGACCCUCUCACUGAUUCUCUAGAGGAGCUCCCGAAAUGAACGAGCUCUCGGGCCAAACAGUGGAGUGGAAAAGUGGCAGCCAUUAAAAACAACAAAGGUGGAUGAACUCAUCUUGAAAUGAAAAAUGUUCCCAAGUCACCUGGAUGGACAGUCAUGAGUUUGCAAACAAAAACUAUGUGUUGUCAGUGUGAUUACCACAGCUAUGUAAAUGACCUUGGCGAAACCAAAAACAUGAAAAAAGAGAUUAAUAUCUGAGAAUUAUGUAAAAACAUACGGUGUGCUGUUUCAAAGAGUUUUAGAUUCUGGCCUUACAGACCAGACUAUCGCCCAAAUUUUGGUUCCCACAAGGAGGGAUUUAGUAAAGAGAUCAUACCAAAUCAAAACACUAUUUACCAAAGUCUGUUGCAUCUGAGUACUAAGAAUAAUUUUGUAAUGUAAAUGUGCUCUAAAUUUUUACAUUUGUACUGGCAAAUCUAAGCUAUAUGUGUGAGGUUGAGUAUACAUUUUAUCUUUGUCUCGCUUACUUUUUUCUUCAUUGUUUGUAUGUAAAUAUCUAAAAAAAAAAAAAUGCUGUCUUCGAAUUGAAAUCACACUGAUAAAGUUUCUCUUUUGGACAAAAAAAAUGAACCUUUGCUGUUAAACAAUUGCAUAAUAAUGUUGUUUGCCUCUGAUUUGUGUUUCAUCUGCAAAUAUUUUCAGUCACGGUGUAACUUUGUACAACUUUUACAGGUAUUUAUUAAUAAUCUCAUGAGAUUGUUUCAGAGGACGGACGGACGGAUGGACAGAGCAAGAGUAAACUAAGGACAUUCACAUGAUGAUGAUGAUGAUGAUGAUGAGGGGUUUCAGUGUCUGUCAAGUCGACUGCAGCUUUGUUUUGAGCUACUGUGUCAUUCUGUUGCCAAAGCCUGAUAGCCAAAGAACACAUAAAUUUCAGCUCAAGGACUGGUGAAGAUUUUACCUUUUUAUUUACACGUUCACACGGCUUUCUCCCCCCCUUUUUCUAAAGUGUUUUACUCUGUGGGUCAACUUUGACAAAAAAGAAAAAAAAACACGACCAUGUCAAACAGCUGCGACGGUGUCUGCUGUAACUUAUCACGGCAAUAUAGAAAAUGUGUUGAAUUUUCUAUUAAGCAAAUUUUUCUCUGCAUGCUUCAACUCAAACCACAUGUAGGAUCAUUUACAGCCAAUUUCACCAGGCAACCCGAAAUUUAACUGAAAGAAAACACAUGAUUUUACACGAUAAACCCUUUAAUUAAGCCCUGAAAUUAAGUGAACGUGUGGUUAAAGCCUGUUUGUUGCCACUGACCAAACUACUGAGCUCAUUCCAGUUUAGCUGUUUUUAUAUUUCACCUUGCUUUUCUGCCAAGAUAAAUGUUGUUUCCUUUAUAUUCGUCAUUCUUUUCAACCAAGUGAAGGUUUACAGAUGUUACAAUCAGCCACUUUAAUGGAAAUAUUUUCUUUUCUGCACCCAUGAAUUGCUUUCUACUGCAGUAAAAUGCUUUAAAAUGUUUAUUUCAGCAGAUUAUUACCAAGAUUUCAUGUAUUUGUGGUUAUUUUGGGGGUAGAAAUUACUUGACUCUCCAUCACUGUGUACUAAACUCUUCAUUUUAUAUGGUUGUGAAGAAUUGUCAAUAUUCCAUGCAAGAACGUCCCUACAUAUAUUUGGCUCAAAAACCCUCACAGGAAAAGACAAAAAAAAAAAGAGGUGAAUUUUGAGAAUAAGUGUCACAUGUCAGAACGAGUGAACUUAAUUUGAAGUGAGGCGAAAUUUGAUGCAAUUUAUUCAGAAUCAUGUGUCUGCUCGAUAUCUGUCCUUCCAUGUCACAUUGGUUAUCUCAGUCUUUCAUUCCCCUGUGCACCGCUGUGUUCUUCUUCACUGCCUGGAAAACACGCACACAACACACACUCGGUAAAUGUUAGAAAAAAAACACAUGAGCAAGCUUUACAUGUCUGUGUUUUUAAAGAAAUAAGUGAGGUUUGCAGGAAAUGUAACUAUAGACUCUCCUUUACUUUGGUUUAAAGAGAUGUUUAAUAUAAUUUUGAUUAUAUAUUUAAGUGUUUAAAUUUUCGUCCACAGCAACAGCUACUUCACAAUUAUGUUUUUAUUGUAUUUUCACAUUAAGUUGCUUCCGCUGCUUCAUUCAGGCAAAUCUUUGGCCAAGAAACUACAUGUCUGCACCCACCCACCAGACAAACAUGAGAAAGCAGCAGGCUCCUGCAGGUAGAUUAUGGAUCUGUUCUGAGGCUUAUCAAUAAAGCUGUAACCAAAACCAAAUAAGAAAUAAAUAAAAAAGAAGACACAGAAAGGAGUUACGCCUUUGCUCAACUUUUCAAUGCUGGACCAAAGCUCUAUAGUUAUGCACAUUGUACAGAGAAAUAGAUUCAUGAUGUUGACAAUCUUUAAAAACUGAGAUAAAAUAAUUGAAGAGUAGAAAUGUACAGUAGUUCAUCCAAGGUUUACCUCAGUACUGUUCUUGUGAGAAUCAUACAAACGCCAUACAAGCAGCAGCAGGUCAGUAGAGAAAAAAACAGAUGGUUACUCUGCACUGUGUGUGUCGAUGUUCACCUUCAAUGUGGAGGGAGAGGCUUGUGUUUUAUUUAUUAUUAUGUGACACAUGAUUGUUUUAUUUUUGUGAAGUGGUUGCCCGAGCCACGUGUGACUCUCUGGUCAUCAGUUUUUUAUUAUCGUUGCAUUAUUUCUCAUUCGUUGUGAUGUUCACCUCUCAGUUUUCACAGACCCGUAGACCCGAGUAGAGGAAAAGGAGAUUACAGUAAUGUUGCUCUUAACCCAAUUUGGAUGAUUUGUUAAUCACCUUUAAAUGUUUUUGUGAAAUUUUACUAACACAAACAAACUGGUUUGACGUUUUGUUAAUAGUCGAAAGAACUCGAAACCAAAGCUGAAGAGCCUGCAGAGGUUGGUUUUCAUUUUUUUAUAGACUGAAAACUGUACUUAAUCUAUAGAGCAAUAUCUGUUUGGUCAGUUAAGCAGCACU